AUGCGAGCCAAGACCAGGAAGGUGGCACCCGAGGCGGGUGACAUUGCGUGCCUGCGUAAAGGGCUGGACACCACCGACAACGUGCCUCUGCUUGAGACCUCUUACGAAAUAGCAAAGACUGUCUGCAAGGAUUUCCCCCCAGCACAGGCCGCAGACUUCAUGAGCACCAUCACGGAAAGCCUGAAGUGUACCAGAGACGAGCGUGCGUGGGCCGCUGAGAUGUGGAUGACUACCUUUCUGGAAAAAUGUGGACAGCAAAUAUAUCAGGAGGUGCCAGAAGUCCUGCACGUUCUUUACAGCCGCAUGCAGACCAUGCAAGAGAACACCCACAGGCCCCUCCUGCUCCAGGCAGUGUAUCUCCUGGCCUGCUUUCACCACGAGCCUGUGGUCGACAGCCUUCUCCAGAAACAUCUGCCCAUGGACAGGGACACGAUGGAGCUGUGGAGGAUCCUGGGGAGAAGCAGCCUUGGGGUUCAGGUCCUGAAGUACUUAACACAGAAGCUGGAGGCAGCGGGAGAGAACAGCCCUGGGCCCCACUCCUCCGCUCACGAACCGGACCACAGCCAGGCUGCUCUGGAGCCCCUCAUGCUCCCCUGUGCCAUCUCCGAGGUGGUGUUUGUGCUGCCAGCCAAGGAAAGGGUCCAGCGCCUGCUUCCCCGUCUCCUUCCUGGCCUCCUGGGUGAGAUCAGCAAGGCGCUGGGUGAGGUGAUGCUGCCUGCCCCUCUCAGAUACCAGAGAGGGCUCUUCUUCAGUGCAUCAAGGAGGGAGGACAAGCUGCGCAGCCCUUACUGUGAGGCUCUAGAGCUGGUGCUGAGCAGAUGCAUGGAGGAGAGAUGGCUGCUGCUGCUAUGGAGGCAGGGAGCGUGGGCAUCCCUCAGAAACCCACAGGCUCACGCUGAUGGCGUGUGUCUCCUGACGAGUGUCCUGCUUCGCAACCGGCUGGUCACAAGGGGUGUGAUAUGGGCCCUCUCCCAGUGGCUGAACUCCCCCUCGGAAAACCUGCAGCUCACAGCGACAGCUUUCUUUGCUGAGCUGAUGAAGGAUCCGCCAGUCAUGGAGAAGAAGUCCCUGGAAAGGGUCCUAGGUGUCUUGGUGGAGAAAUCCCAGCACGGAAUCGGCGCCGUGCGGCAGAUGGCAGUGAGAGGCCUGGGCAGCGCCGUCAGGGGAGCACCCAAGGAGGUGCAGAAGCACAAGGCGGCCAUCCUGGAGGUGCUGCAGAGGGGCCUGGAGAACACCACAUGUCCUGUGGUGGCUGCCGAGAGCAUGCUGGCGCUGGCGGAGGUGGUGAGGAAGCUGAAGGCGGAGGGCUUGGGGUCUGCCUUCAAAGAUAUUGCCAGGUCCACCAAGAUGUUCUUUGAGGCGGAGCCAGAUGUCCUUCGCUUCUCAGCCUUCAGCCUCUACGCUGCCCUGGCUGCCGCCGCCUCCGCCUCCGGGAAAAGAUCCUUCUUCACCAGAGAAGUGGGGGAAACCUGGGUCAGCCUUCUCUUGCACCUCCGGGAUCCCAUCCCUGAAGUUUCCAAUGUAAGAGCCCCCAGCUCUUCUUUGCAAAACUGUUGA
Molecule: messenger RNA, 1557 nt
Organism: Haliaeetus leucocephalus (bald eagle)
Lineage: Eukaryota; Metazoa; Chordata; Aves; Accipitriformes; Accipitridae
Product: maestro heat-like repeat-containing protein family member 2B
Exons: 11
Coding region: 1-1557 (518 amino acids)
Cellular component (GO): cytoplasm
Source: RefSeq, a predicted model, not a curated record